AUGUCAGCUAAAGGAUACAAGAUAAUUGAAGAAAAAUAUUAUCUACAAACUGGGUUGAAGCAUGAAAGGAGGCAGUUAAGGAAUAGGCUUGGAGGGUUGAAAACAUUGUACACUUUUUGGAAGGCUUUGUGGACAAACAGUGGGUUGGGCAGGGAUUCAGAUGGAAAUGUGGUAGCAUCAGAUGAAUGGUGGGAAGAGAACACCAAGGGAAAGAAAUGGGAAUAUAAAAAACAAGCUGGUGCACCAGAGUACAUUGACCAGCUUGAGGAGAUCUUCCAUGAGAGCGUUGUAGAUGGUUCUACUUCAUUCAAUCCUUCAGUAGAUGAAGACCAAGAAGAACAAGAAGAACAAGAAAAAUAA
Messenger RNA from Setaria italica (foxtail millet), 360 nucleotides. RefSeq lists its product as uncharacterized. The record is from RefSeq and is a predicted model, not a curated record. The transcript is spliced from 2 exons. Bases 1 to 360 code for a protein of 119 amino acids. Lineage: Eukaryota; Viridiplantae; Streptophyta; Magnoliopsida; Poales; Poaceae.